AUGAUGGUGCGAUGAGACGUGAUAGAGACUCAGACAGGCGAGAAGUCAUGAAGAAGUUUACUUUUAAAGGCGUUUUGGACAAUUUCCGCACCUCAGUUGCCCAACAAAGUAGACCUGACCAGGAGAUCCAGGAAACUUUGCGACCAGAACAUUUCCAAGUUAAAAGGACGUUCCGGCAUGGCUUUCCAUUUCAACCAACAUCGAUGGCCUUCGAUCCUGUCCAAAAACUGCUAGCUAUAGGGUCAAAAUGUGGAUCUCUGAGAAUAUUAGGACAGCCGGGCGUCGACAUCCACGUCCGUCACGACAUGGAGGGUCCCCCGGGCUCGUCGGCAGUCCUCCACCUCCAGUUCCUGGUCAACGAGGGCGCCCUCUUAUCGGCCACCGCCGACGACACCCUGCAUCUGUGGAACUUCAGGCAGAAGAUGCCCCAGGUGGUGCAGAGCCUCAAGUUUCAGAAGGAGAAGAUAACCUGCGUGCACCUGCCCCUGCAGUCGAAAUGGAUCUACGUCGGCACGGAAAAGGGAAAUGUCCACGUAGUGCAAAUAGAGAAUUUCCAUUUAUCCGGCUACGUUAUAAACUGGAACAAAGCUAUCGAAGCGACGAGGAAAACGAGACCUGGCUGUAUCGUUCAUCUCAGCGACAAUCCUCUAGAUGCCAGUAAGUUGUUGAUUGGCUUCGAGUCGGGACUGGUGGUUUUGUGGGAUCUGAGGAACAAGGCCCCGGAGAUGCGGUGGGUGACGUACGAGCUGAGGUCGAUCACGUGGCAUCACGAGGGGAAGCAAUUUAUGUGCUCCCAUACGGACGGUACCCUGACCACGUGGAGUCUCAGGUCGAACGUUAAAUACACCCACAUAUCGCAACCACUAGCCAAGGUCAAGGACGGAAAGGCGGAACCCUGCAGGCCCAUCAACAAGGUGGAGUGGAAGACUUCCAAGACAGGUGAAGCAUUUGUGAUAUUUUCUGGAGGAACGCCCAAGGACCAAGCGGGGAAGACGCCCUGUAUAACAGUCGUUCAUAACAAGACCACCACCGUGCUGGAAAUGGAACACACGGUCGUCGAUUUUAUCACCUUGUGUGAAUCUCCGUAUCCUAGUGAUCUCCAAGACCCCUUCGCCAUAAUAGCCCUGCUGCAGAACGACCUGGUGGUGAUGGAUCUCCACACGCCCGGUUUCCCACCCUUGGAGAACCCCUACCCCAUGGACAUUCACGAGUCCGCGGUGACCUGCUGUACCUACCUCGCUGAUUGUCCAGCCGACCUCAUACCGGCCUUCUACUCGGUCGGCAGGGCUGGGUCGGUGAAGAAACAGGGUUUCUCCGAGAUGGACUGGCCGGUGGGCGGAGGUACUUGGUCGGCGCAGUCCUGCAGCUACAGCGAGAUCAUAAUGACGGGGCACGCGGACGGUAACAUAAAAUUCUGGGACGCGAGCGCCGGCACCCUCCAGGUCCUGUACAAGUUGAAGACGGCCAAGGUGUUCGAGAAACCCAAGGCGAGGUCGUUGGACAGCGAGGACGAACCGUUCGCCGUCGAGCUCAUCUCCCUCUGUCCGGAAUCCAGGAAACUGUGCGUGGCGGGCGCUUCCAGUCACGUGGUCCUGUUCACCUUCAAGAAGACGGAGACUAACGAGGAGAUCACGACGUUGGAGAUACCGAUCGUGUACGAGGUACCCGACGAGGGGGAGAUAUCGCCGGAUUGUCAGUUUUCUGGUCCCGGAAGCGCUGGUUCUGGAAACAAAAUGGACCUCUUGGAUAUGGACAAUAAGAAGGAUUCUUGCUCUCUGAAAGUGAGACCUGGUGUUCAGAGGAAACCACCCGGGUUUCAAGCUCAGAUGGUUUGUUUGACACCCUGCAACAACGGUGAAUCCCCCAGCCAUAUAACGGCGCUCUCUAUCAACAGUUGGUACGGGCUAAUGGCCUACGGAAACGAGGCCGGUAUAGUGAUAGUAGACAUAGAACAGAAAGUUUGCCUCCUGAACAUCGGCAGUCCGGAUCUGUACGGCGCCCAGGAUCCGUACUCAAGGGUGCCGAGGAGUCCGAAGAAGAACAACCACAGCGGCGGCGAUACUCUGCCGGUGAACAUCGACAGAGAGGAGAGACAGCCUCGCAGUCCCAGCAUAGACCAGAUGGGACGGUCCCCGGAAUAUCCCUAUUCCUCAUGCCCCUGCCCCACCCCCGUAGAACAAGCUUGCGAAGCCGUGGAAGAGGAAGACAAGACCGUGCCGAUACCCCAAGCGGCCACCAGGAGAAAAUCGUCCACGUGGAAAACGUUCAAUUUCAAACGCCAACUGUCCAAGGUGGACAUGAAGGUGAAGAAGAGCUCGCUGAAGGAGAAAAGAAACUCCGUCUUUCAUUGCGACAUCUACGCGAACCAGGAGGAGAUAGCCGAACAGGCCUCUCCGGAAUCGGACGAGAACACUCUGGUGGACAGCCAGGGCACUGUGAUCAAUGUCCCGAUCAGUCCCAAGAACAACGACCAGGACAAAGACGACAGUUUUGAGUUUCUGUCCGAUUAUCAGUUGUCGCCGACGGAGGAGAACACAUUUCCUUUCGUGGUCGGUUCGUUGGACGCGCAAAACGACAACGGGCAAAAAAAAGUGGUGUUCACCCAGAGACCCGAUAACUUGGAGCUGGAGGAAGAGGGUAGCCCCGUAAGACCGCCUAGGGGUCAAAAGAAACGGCCACAAUGCAGGGACCAGAGACUGUUAUCUGUCCCCAACAUAAAAUUCCAAAAAUCGGAUCUAACGAUCAGAGACCUGAGGGAUAAGGAGGACGUAUUGACGAGCCCUCAGCCGACGUUUACCGGGAACCUGAUGAGAAGAUUCAAUGACCUACUGGCCAGUGUCGCCCAUCUCACCGACCACCACUGUCAUUGUCUGACCUCGUGUCGAAGUAGUGUAAGUACUGGGUUUCGUGGACAGAUGAACGGGAUGUGCAGCCCGGCCUCAGGUUACCCGACCGUCAGUGGCGCCGGCAGCAGCGGGGCGAGGGCGAGACCUGACCCGCCCCGUCGAUCUAGAUCGCAAGGUACUCGCAAACUUCACAAGUGCCUGUCGACGGCUAGCUACUCAGAGGACUGUGUCAGCCACAACCCGAGUGCCGCUUCGGGUACUCAGCAGCGACAGCAGCUGAUGGUUGCCCGUCAAUAUUGCAGUUUUGAUAAACUGGAUAACUCCUUCUCCAGAUCGAGGUCGAGUUCCAUGAGUUCCCUGGAGAACAUCACCUCGGAAGCCAUACAAGUGCUGGCGUUCAACGAUUCCUACACCAAGAGGUCCGAACCCCUGGCUCUGGUACCCUCGCUGUGGGUGGGCACCAGUCUGGGCUCCGUGCUCGCCAUUUCCAUCAUACCUCCGGAUUCGGACAGCAGGUCUUCCCAGCCGGUGGUGGUGUCCCUGAUGGGUACCACGAUAUUCAGGUUGAAGGGCGGCAUAAUAGGUCUGUCCUUCCUGGAUUGCAACGGUUGUCUCAUCCCCUAUCCCUACGAAUCGUGGAGGGACGAUAACCGGGAGAAGAGAGAGAGGAGAGAGUGUUUUUCAGGGACGCCGACGCGCAGUCAAGGAUCGGUCAGGAUGAGUCCGACCCUGAGCGAGACCAAGGGUGAUCCCAUAGGGGAUCGUCAAUACGUUGUGAUCACCAGCGAGAAACAGGCGAGGGUCGUGGCUUUGCCCUCUCAGACCUGCAUCUACAGACAGCAGAUAACAGACUCUGAUUUUGUGGUUAAGGCGGAAACUGUUACUUUUAAAGAUAGUGUAUGUUUAGUAUGUUAUUUAUCAAAUGGUCAUCUGGCAACCUACAGUCUACCUAGCCUAAGGCCACUGAUGGACAUCGACUUUUUGCCAUUGUCCGAACUAAGUUUCCAGACACAAACUAACAAGGGCAUAGUAGACCCAAUGUUGUCAAUUUGGGGCCAACAACUAAUAGUUAACGAGGAUACUGACCAGAUCGCGAGAACCUUCUGCUUCAGCAACAGAGGACACGGUCUCUAUCUGGCCACGCCGUCGGAACUGCAGAAAUUCACUAUCUGCUCCGAAUUCUGCUCAACGUUCAACGACAUGGUCGGAGAGCUCUUCCUCGCGAUGGACAUGCCCGAACCUCCGAAAGAGGGAUUCUUCAAGGGUCUGUUCGGCGGAGGAGUGCGGCAGUUGGACAGGGAAGAGCUAUUCGGAGAAUCUAGCGGCAAGGCGAACAAAUCCGUGGCGAAGCACAUCCCGGGCAAUCUGCAGGAUAUGGGCACCAGGGUGACGAGCGCGACCAGCGAGGUGAACAGGGCGCACAAGCUGAUGCUGGAACGCGGCGAAAGGUUGAACCGUCUGGAGGACAGCGCGGAGAGGAUGCGCAACGAGGCGGAAAAUUUCUCGUCUUCCGCGCACGAGGUGAUGCUCAAAUACAGAGACAAGAAAUGGUACCAAUUGUGAGCGUCUCCCUGUUGACUGUACAUUUCUCGAAUCUAGUCUGAAUGUAGUCAAUGAACAUCGUCCGCUGAUCGGUUUUCGUCGACGUAGGAGAAUGAGAAGAAAUCGUUGAGCAAGGUUCGUAGUAGAAUAGGUUAUGAAAUUUUGACAGUUGACGUUUUGUCAACGCGAAACUUCAACCGUCGAUAUUCCACGGCCCACUCGACUUCGAAUUUUUCACAACACACGUUAUCACACCGUUUCCAACGCUAUAAAAAAUUUCAAUAAUCUUCCUACGAUUCAGACAUUCUCACGCCAUCUAUCGAUUGUUGUUCACCUCGUCAGAAACCCACAAAUAUCGAAUUUUCCAUUUAAUUUCGGGUAUUAGGGUCUACGGAUGUAUCUAGUCAAUUUCGAUUCGGUGAAAACCCUUCAAGUCUAAGCUUGAUCUUAACGUGAAAUGUGAUACUAUGAUCAGUAUGGAGAAAGAGAUGAAAUUUCUAUUUUGAACUAUUGUUCGUCACUAUUUAACAGAGCACACAGUUUCUGCACACGGAAGUUGCAUCUUAUUGUCUCUAUUCUUCGUUAUAAGGUAAUUUUGAAGCUCGGCAUAUGCGCGAAUUUGAUGGGAUGAAGCAAAGAUCAAACAAUUACUUGAGCAUGUUCUUAAUCAAUGCUGCAUAUAAAUAUAUAGAUAUGAGAAUUAAACAUUUCGAAUUCCUGUAAAUUAGGUACUUGAUAUAGAAACCAACAAAUGACUCUAAACUGUUAACCUCUCAAUUGAGCUACACAAUUGAUUUUGUACUUUUCUAGAUUCAUUUCCUUUGUACGUGUAUACUUUCGAUUUAUAUUUUUCUAGUAUUAACGUAAUGUAUGUAAAUAAGGCCCGUUAUUGUGGCAGGGUCGUAUAAUCGAUGUAAAUAAAUAUAUAAUAUAUUUCAUUUUGUAAAGAAAAAAUAUUGGAAGACAAUAAGCUCUAUAAUUUUUCUCUCUUGAUUAUUUCGGCUCUGACUGAACUUCGUUGCUCCAUUGACGUCGUCAGGGCUGGCCUUGAACAUUUUCAGUGAACCUUAAUCACGUUAAAUUCCCCAAACCAAGUGCGCUAAUUUUUUUUGAUCGAUAAACUUUGUCGAAUAUUACUUAAGUCGGCAACGGAGUUCAGGUAUCGCCAUGGAACUAUGUGGAUUAGUUAGUAACAAAUUAAUUUGAAAUGUCUUCCUCCUAAUUUUUCCUCUAAUCUUGUUGAAUACCUGCUCUUCAUUAAUAUCUUAUUUGAUUCGUCAAGUGAAUGCGAUCAAGUUAUGUGAAGUGGUCCAAAAAUAUAUAUCAAAAAAGAUCAAAAUAUUUCCACGAUAAUGUUGGACAAGGAUGGCCUAAGUACUUGGGAAUGAAAUAAAGAUAUUAAGAAUUAUAGAAACCGAAUGAAUUGUAUAAAAUCCGUAGGAAUAGAAAAAAAAAUGUUAACGUAGACUAUUUGAUAUAUAUACUUAAUGAUGAAGAACGAUCCGUUCUGUGCAUAAUAUAUUAUAAUUAUUACCGAUUUGUAAAUUUAACGAGCUGGACUCUACGUUUUUUAAUUUCGUCUGUGCGAAGAAUGAGAACGCCUAUAUCACGUAGCCUGUCUCGUUUUUUAUUAUUCGUCUUUUAAUGGAUGUUGUCUCGGUUGAUAUAAAUUUUAUUUUAAAUUUUAACAGAUGAUAAUCUAUUUAGAGGGAACAAAGUGUUAGCGAAUUUCAAGAAUGUUUUAGUACUCAUCUCGGAAAAAUUAUUUUCUCUGCGAUCAUGAAACUGGUUAUUAUUUGACGUAAUACUGUCGAAUGUUAUGCUACUUAGUAAUGAAGAAAUUAUAUUAUUGUUCUAUAAAUAGAUCAGUUGUUUUUAA
Messenger RNA from Coccinella septempunctata (seven-spotted ladybird), 6267 nucleotides. RefSeq names its product syntaxin-binding protein 5 (gene Tomosyn). Gene Ontology annotation, cellular component: plasma membrane; cytoplasm; SNARE complex. The transcript is spliced from 23 exons. The coding region runs from base 12 to 4409 and encodes 1465 amino acids. NCBI's taxonomy places the organism in Eukaryota, Metazoa, Arthropoda, Insecta, Coleoptera, Coccinellidae. The record is from RefSeq and is a predicted model, not a curated record. Gene Ontology annotation, molecular function: GTPase activator activity; myosin II binding; syntaxin binding. Gene Ontology annotation, biological process: regulation of protein secretion; regulation of exocytosis.